Monomorium pharaonis (pharaoh ant) is the source of this 4586-nucleotide messenger RNA. RefSeq lists its product as uncharacterized. The transcript is spliced from 3 exons. The record is from RefSeq and is a predicted model, not a curated record. Bases 694 to 3441 code for a protein of 915 amino acids. NCBI's taxonomy places the organism in Eukaryota, Metazoa, Arthropoda, Insecta, Hymenoptera, Formicidae.
AUUCUUUUCUGAUUGGUAGUCGGUGGAAAAACUUGAGACCAGCUAGUCUCUGUGAAUGGCUGUAGUCAUUUGCAAUGUGGACAAACGUUUCUUACCAAUAGUCUCUCCCUGAUUGUAUAGUCUAUGGUGAUGUCUGCUAGCGUUGAAACCUCGUUUAUAUAGCAUGUCCUCCAUCUUGUAAAUUAUUCACUGUGGAAUACAUGGAGUUUCGUGAGCAUUUGGAACAAAGCUAAUCGGACUUGGGUGCUUAGUGUUUAUUCGCGUGUAUUAUUGACUGCUUUUCUAUUCCGAUCGCUCUCGUGCCCAAUUUCGAAAGGUCCGCAUUGCGCGUAUUACCACUGGCGCCUGAAACUCACCAGCAAGAAGUGGAACGCACGUUUUCAACGUAAUUUGUUAAGAGUUCGAUGUCGGCCCCUCGCCAUGAUCACACAUGGUGGAUUCACGACAAGAAGCUAGUCUCCGUGUGAACAGAAUCGUAAUCGAAUUUUUGCAAGAAGAACAGCACUUGGGCAUACAAAUUCUUAUAAAAAGAUAUUGUGCAACAAAGUGAUCCUUUUGUAAAAUAGUUGUACACUCUAAUAUAUGCACGUGUAUAUAUAUUUGCAUAUGUGCAUUCUUGUAUGACAUAAAUAUAUUACAUAUGCAGUAAUAUAUAAAGAGAUAAUUGUGCUUGAGUGGGCAGAUUUAGUAAAGAUGAAAAGUAGCACCCACAAAGAUACUGCUACAAAAUCAAGAGAGGAAUUCAGACAUGAUGUGAUUUUUUUACCAUCAAACAAAGACAAUAUUUUAUCAUAUCAAUUUAAAUUGCCUAUGGCAUCAAUCAAUCAAUAUCCACGAAAAAAUAAAUAUCAACUUCAAUACAGACUAGGUAAAUCUUGGAUAUGUGAUACUACUAAUACAGUUAGUUGGCUGUCCCCACCAAAUUCAAGUUUGGAAUAUGAUUCUUUUGAUACAUACAAAUCAAUGUCAUCUAGAUCCGCUAAAAUAAUGAGAGCACUGAGCUCUACUCACAAUUCCUUUCGUAAUGAGAGCAUAGGAAUAAGGAAAUCAUUAAACUUUGACUCCUCUCCAAGUCCAAAGGAAAAUAAUAGUUACAACGAGAGCUCUGUCGGUUCAAUCAACACUGACACACCAUCGUCAAUAUUAAAUUCAAGCCCAAUCAAUUCUACUGAUAGUAACGUUCCAAUUGCAUCUAUGGAAUCAAUGGACGAAAAUCAGAAUAAAACACCUCAACAAAAUCGAAGAUAUGUCAAUAAAUCGAGCAAUAGAAGUGACAUAGAAAAUAUUCGAUCAAGAACAUCUUAUUUAAUGUCAUUACUUGAAAAGGAAGGAAAUGAAGGAAUCAAUAGACAUGCAAAUCACAGAGUAUCCAGCCGUGUUAUAACUACAAGUACACCUAGGAAUCUGGUUCUGGAAUUUAAUCAAGAAAUAAGUCAUAAUAGACCACAUACACCUGAGAAUAUGAUAGAUGUAAUUCCCGAAAGUAUAAGUGCUAUCAAAAAGAGCCACAAGAAGGAAAAAUGGCACUGUCAUGAAGAACAGUUAUCUACUCAAAGGAUGGAUGUUUCUUUAAAAAAUGAUAAUUUUGAUCCAACAACGAAAUCUUCAGAAACAAAUAUAAUAGUUAAAGCUAGUUCUAGUUUUGCUGCUGAAAAUGAAUCUCAGAAAAAAAACAAAAAUAUUAAGAGAACGCUUGUUUACAAUGACAAAGGGCCUUACGCUAGAUUAGAUUUUAAUCACAGCAUACAGCAGAAAACCAUGAUGGAAAAUGACUUAUUGGCGAGUCGAUUGGAUCAAACAGAAAAUGAAAUGCAGGAUAUUGAAUCUAAUAAAAACAAGAGUGAUGAAGAAAGUAUGCAAGUUAAAUUAAUAGAUAAUGAUGACAAAGAUCUUUCCAAGGAGAGUAUUUGCGAUGAAGAAGUAAGUUGGUUAUCUUUGCAAAGAGACUCAGAGAUUUGUAAUGUUAGUACAAACAGAAUAGUAUCUCCAGGAUGUAAUUCAAGUGCUUCUCAGGAUGCUAGCAAAGUAGUUACACCCGAAAACGACGUAAACAUGUUAAAGCAUGUAUUAUUGACAGAAUCGAUUAAGAAAUCGCAUAAGAAGAUGAAACAUGCAAGUAGAAAGACAUUAUUUAAAACAAAAAAUUCCCAGAAAAUAGAGAAAAAAGCAGAACUUGAAAUGUCCAUAGAAGAUGUUUGUAAUGAUGAUCAAGAUAUUAACAGUCAGACAAUCGAUAUGAUUCACUUUUCAAGUCCAGAAGAUUUAAAAUUUGAUCGUCCGGGCACACCUGAAAAUAUAAAUUCAAGCAGACUCUUAUUACUUGAUUUUAAUUCAGUUAAAAAAUCCCAUAAAAAGGACAAGCGUAGCAAAACAACUUCCAGUUUCGUCCAAUGUCAUGAUUACGAACAUUGUAAGAAAAGUAGAAGAUUGAAAGAGGAAGAAAUCUCAUGUAGGGAUGAACAUCUUGGAUUAAAAGACUCUCCUGAGGUGCUGCCUAAAAAGAAAAAGUCGAUAAGCAGAUCCUUGCAUAGUAGUACACCCAAGAUGAUGAAUGACUUCAAACUUUUGGGAUGCAAAAAUAUAGAUGAAGAAUUUAAAAUUCAUACGUCUAUUAAAAAGCCAUCAAUUCUGUUUACUGUCACCAAUCGUGUCUCUGCGAACGAAAUGUCACAGGAAGAAGACAAAUUUAUAUUAGGGACAUCGAAGGAAAUAGAUUGUUCUAGAUGUGAGACGCCGGUCGGACGUUGUUUCAAAAAAUUGAAGGAAAAUAAAGAUCUUGCAUUAGAAUACGAUAACGCUAAAAAUUUUGAGACUGAUUUAAGCAUGUCGAAAUCAGCAGAUACUGCGCAUCUAAAAGACAAGAAUGGUAGAUCGACUCCGAUAAAUAUGUCAACGACGGAGUUGCUUUGUAAUGUAGAUUCUAUUAAAAAAUCACACAAGAAAGAUAAACAUGAUUAUAAUAAGAAACCGAUUUUAAGAAAGAAACGAUCGUAUAUUGAAGAAAGUGCAAAUGUUAAUUUCGCAAAUAAUGAAAUGAUGUUGGAAGAUCCUUUUUCGCCCUUGCAUCAUAUCGAUAAUCAUCGUACUGAAAAGGAAAUUUGCAUGCGUAAAAAAGAAAGAGUAAAAAGUUGUAAAGAGACUGCUUAUGACGAUCCGCAACCAUCUACGAGUCGAGGAGAUGAUAUUGAAAGUGCAAGAAAUACCACAAGAUCUGAAUACAAUUAUUUGAAUAUAACACCUCCAAAUAGUUUGGGCGCAAUAAAUUUAAGGAAACUGCUACAUACGACUUCGAUUAAAAAGUCGCACAAAAAAGAACGCGAUAUGAACGCACAAACUAAGUAUAUUUUCAUGAGUCAGGAUUCCGAGUUGUCUGAUGAUGGAUCAAUAUUUGACGAAACAGAUAAAUUGAAUUAUAUUGAAAAGGAAAUAUCGACAAUGUAAUAGAUAAAUGAAAAUAUUCCAUUACAUGAUGAUAUUAUCGCGAUAACGAAUUUAAUACAUAUAUAUGCUUUAAAUAAUAGAUGUAGAAUUUUAUACGACUAAUUAUAAGAUUAAGGAUUAUUUUCUGACGAAUUUUCAAAUUAAUAUUUUAAUAAAUUUUUCAAUUAUCAGUAUUUGAUGCCUUGAACAGUUCGAAUUUAACUUAGAAAUUAAGAUUUAAGAUUAUCUUUGCAUUUCUUACAUAGUUUAAUUCAUGAUAAACUUUUGUUUAUAAAGAUUAUUGAAAUCUUAGAAUGGAAUAUUAGAUGUUUAAGUAAAGCAAAUACUAAUAUUAAUAAAUAUUGGUUAUUAUUAAAAUUAUGAUCAUGUUCUUUGUAUGCUCUGCUUAGGUUUAAAAGUAAUUGAUUUUUCUAUACAAGAAUUCUGUUCAAGCUAUAUCAAUAAAAUGAACAUCGCAACAAUUACAAGGCAAUUUGAUUAGAAAGAGCAUUGGCUUCAUAAAGAAUUCAAAUAAAAUUGUAGUGUCUUAGGAAUACAGUGAAAAUGCGAAUUAUAUAAUAUUUUUAAGAUGAUAGUUUAAGACAAUAAUAAAAUUUUUUAAAGAUUAUUCAAAUUUCAUGACUGAGGUAAAAUAUUUGAAACAUGUACAGCGCUAAUUCUCAUAAAAAUUGUUAAUGUUAACGUAAAUUUAAUGUUCUGUAAGCUUAUUAAUUUCUAGAUGCAUGGUUUAGGAUAUUUUUAUACAUACACAAAUCUGUUGCGUCAAAAUAAUAUUAGUAUAGAUUUUAUAUUCACUUCUUUGUUACAUUUUCGUAUAUAAUUUAUAUCAAAUAAGAUAUAUAAAUAACUUAGGAAAAAUUGCAAUGAUAUAUAUAUAUAUAUAUAUAUGUACACAUAUACAUACACUCGCAUUUGAAUAUUACGCUUACAUCAUUGAUUUGACGUUUGAUCAAUUGUUACAAUAAGUUUACUUACAUAUACUUAAAAUUACAUAUAGGGAUAUAAAGUACAAUUUAAGUAUUAUUUAGGCAUUAUUAUAAAGUUUUUUUAUUACUUAAAAACGAUUAGUAGCUAAGUGAAAGUAUGCAUAAUCUAUUUUCCUUGUAAUGUUACAUAUAAGAAAUUAAAAUCAAAUUUUUUAUCGA